AUGGCAGACCGACGUAAAGGUGGAAGAAAAAAAUCCAGCGAUCCGAAUCAAAAGCUGACAAAAGAUGAAGAUAGUAUUGCUCGCUACGUUCGAUUCAAUUGUCCAACAAAGACAACAAUGUUUGAAGGCAAUGAAGUACAUUACUUUACCGGUGUGAAGGCUGUUGACACAUUAUAUGAAUCCAAGAAAUACGGUCAUGCAGCGAAAAAUAUGAGAUUCGCUACACGGCAGGCAGCUGCUAUGUUCAUGCGCUCACUCCUGGAAAAAGGUCUAUUUUUUCGGGCAAGGAAGUUGGUUCCAAAAAAGAAGGACGAUAGGAAGGAUCAGAAAGAAAAAAUUGAUAUAAACAAAUCACCGAAAAAGAAACCAGGUAAGAGCGACCAAACUGAAAAGGAAAAGGAAAAAGAGAAAAAUAAAGAAGAAAGGAAAGAGGAAAGUGAUGACAACGAUGAAGAGAAUGGGAAAGAAAAGAACAAAAAAAAGGAAGAGGAAGAAAAGAAAAAACGUAAGAUCAAAUUAGAACUACAUCAGGAGCAAUCAUUUAAUGAUGCAAACGAUGUGUAUGUUUGGAUCUUUGAUCCAACACCCCUAUUCAAGAAGGUUAUCGGUGCUCUUAUGGUGCUGGGUACUAUCGCGGGUUGUUUAUUCCCUCUUUGGCCGAUGUGGCUACGUCAAGGAGUUUAUUAUUUAUCAAUCUGUGGAUUAGCUUGCUUUGGACUGCUUAUUGGUGUUGCAGUAGCGCGAACAAUAUUAUUUGCCAUAAUCUGGGCAGUUACUAUGGGCAAACAUAAAUUAUGGUUGUUGCCUAAUUUAACGGAAGAUUGUGGCUUUUUUGAAUCAUUCCAACCUUGGUAUACUUAUGAAUAUUGUUCUACUGGUAUCGCCGCAAGUAGCAAGAAGAAAAAAAAUGAUGGAAAGAAGAAAUCCGAUGAUGAUGAACCGUUAACGAGUAAGAAAGAAAUGAAGAGUGAUGAUAAUGGAAGUCAAAAAGUUGAAGCAAAUAAGAAAGUCGAGGACGAAAAGCAAUCCCGAAGAAAAGAAAGUGGAGAUGAAAAUGUCGCUUUUUCCAAUGGAAAUGAAAAUGAUGGAACAGAUGAAGAAGGGGAUAGUACUUCGGAUUCGGAUGAUAGAAGCAGUCAGAGAACGACUGAUUCGCUGAACAAUGGCGGUGAUACUGGAAGUUGUGGUGACGGUAAUGAUGACCGUAAGAUACGAUUAAGAGGACAUGCUAGGAAACCAGAUGAUGAUUUCGUACUUAUUGAUAAAUGA
Molecule: messenger RNA, 1269 nt
Organism: Cercopithifilaria johnstoni
Lineage: Eukaryota; Metazoa; Nematoda; Chromadorea; Rhabditida; Onchocercidae
Source: the annotation of a GenBank genome assembly